Messenger RNA from Oryzias latipes (Japanese medaka), 1487 nucleotides. It is a transcript of the gene ptges3a, whose product is annotated as prostaglandin E synthase 3a (cytosolic). Gene Ontology annotation, biological process: telomerase holoenzyme complex assembly; prostaglandin biosynthetic process; telomere maintenance via telomerase. Gene Ontology annotation, molecular function: protein-folding chaperone binding; prostaglandin-E synthase activity; Hsp90 protein binding. Gene Ontology annotation, cellular component: nucleus; cytosol. The record is from RefSeq and is a predicted model, not a curated record. NCBI's taxonomy places the organism in Eukaryota, Metazoa, Chordata, Actinopteri, Beloniformes, Adrianichthyidae.
GAGGGCGACGUGUAACGUCACAAGGAAGUGUGGAAAACACGCGAUGUUUGGAGAAAUACCAGCGCUUAUGUGGUUAACCCUGAGUUAAGUCUCAGUUACCAUUUUUGCCGGGCUUUAUUAAUAGUUAACACAGUAAUUUAUUUUGGGUUACGACGAGUGAGACCAAUUACCUAAACGGUGAAAAUGCAUCAUGCAGCUGCUAAAUGGUAUGACAGACGAGACUCUGUGUUUGUAGAGUUCUGUGUGGAAGACAGUAAAGAUGUGCAAGUAAAAUUUGCCAAGACUAAAGUUGAUUUUAGCUGUACUAGUGGAACCGAUAAUAUCACACAUCAAAAUACAGUGGAGCUUUUCGGAGUGAUUGUUCCAGAGGAAUCCAAAUACAGACGCACCGAUAGAUCUGUGUUGUGUUGUCUACGAAAAGAAGAGGUUGGGAAGUCAUGGCCAAGGCUCACCAAAGACAAAGCAAAAUGCAACUGGCUAAGUGUGGAUUUCAUUAACUGGAAAGACUGGGAAGAGGACUCGGAUGAAGAUUUGUCAAGUUUUGACAAAUUCUCAGAUAUGAUGAACACCAUGGGUGGGGAUGAUCUACCUGAUUUAGAUGGAGCAGAGGAAGAGCAUGAUUCAGCAGACAGUGAUGAUGAAAAAAUGCCAGACCUUGAAUAGACAAACAUGGAGGUGAUCUCAGCGCAAGUGAAUUUGUUGGGGAGUGUAGACCUGACUUGUAGCCACUUUGAAGAAUUUCUCCACGCAGUUCCAAAGUGAAACACCUCAAGGGAGUAACGGAGAGUGACUAUUGGAUACAGACUUGCACAGACAUCCAUAGAAACAUACAACGCUGUGCUCUGCUGUUUGUUCUGCAUGGACGGUUAUGUUCAAAUGAAAAUGUUAUUGUUCCUUGACUCGAAUGACUUUACUGGGAUGUGCUGAUGUCUUACACCUCACUGUUUUUGUUUGCUUUUUCAAUGUCAGGUGAUGUAAUAAAUGUUGUGAUUUCUAAUGAAAAAGAAAACCACACUCAAUGACCUUUUUUCCAAAAAAAAUGUUUUUAGAUCCCUAAAUUCCAUCCCUAAAUGUUUGUUUUUGUAUACUGCACUUGUUUUAAUUUAAAGGGGACAAUUUUUCUUUCAGCAAACUUUUUGGUGUAUCCUGAACAUCAGAUAGUAAUUAACUUCAUUUUCAGUAAUAAGUAUUCUUGUCAAAUUAACCUGUUUGGUUUUGGCAGUACAUUCUUUUUUGGCAUAUUCCCUCCUCACCCCGGCAACCACAAUUCAAAUUACAACACAAUGGAUUCGAUAAAGACUUUCCUUAUUCCUAAUAAAAGUGAGAACUUGUAGAAAAUAUCAAGGCGUACCCAUACGGCUAAUAAAUGUUUGUCACCAGAUUUAUGCUGUGGAUGCUUGUGUGUUUGAUUCAAAGUGUCGGAAACACUUCUGUUGUUUGCAGUGAGACUGAGAACAGAUUUCUAAUAAACUUUACCAUUAAAGAAA